Molecule: messenger RNA, 3982 nt
Organism: Equus quagga
Lineage: Eukaryota; Metazoa; Chordata; Mammalia; Perissodactyla; Equidae
Gene: SLC24A3
Product: solute carrier family 24 member 3
Exons: 17
Coding region: 268-2202 (644 amino acids)
Biological process (GO): calcium ion transmembrane transport; intracellular calcium ion homeostasis
Cellular component (GO): membrane
Molecular function (GO): calcium channel activity; calcium, potassium:sodium antiporter activity
Source: RefSeq, a predicted model, not a curated record
GCGGCGGCGCGGGCUAGAGGCGAGGAGGAGGAGGAGGAGGGGGAGGAGGGACUGAGCGAUAGCGACGACGAGGACGAAGACGAGGAGACCGGCAGCGGCGAGGAAGAGGAAGAGGAGGCGGCGGCGGCCGGGCUGGAGCGCAGCGAGGACGCGCGGCUGCAGCGCGCAGGGCUGCCUCCCGCCCCCGUCCCCGCCGCGGCCGCCCGCGACAGGAGCGGCCGCUGCUCGCCGGGGCCCCCGCCGGUGCCACUGUCCUGCUGCCCGAGGAUGCCGUCGUCCGACGACGAGGAGCGCGAGCGUCGCCGGAGCCGCCGGAGGGACCUUCUGCUGAGCCAGCUCUCCUUCCUGGCCUUGGUGGCGCUGCUGCUCUGGUCGCUGUCGAGCGUGCAAGAGCAUAAUGACCUCGACUUCAUGGACCUCAUAGGGGAGGACAGACAGUGGACAGUGGGGAGGAAGUUAAUGCAGGUGAACGACACUCUGACUUCAGAAGAUGCAGGACUCCGGAGCAGCAAGAACUGCACUGAGCCAGCCCUGCAUGAAUUCCCCGAUGACAUCUUCACCAAUGAGGACAGAAGACAGGGGGCGGUGGUUCUGCACGUGCUCUGUGCCAUGUACAUGUUCUACGCACUGGCCAUCGUGUGUGAUGACUUCUUCGUCCCCUCUUUGGAAAAGAUCUGUGAGCGCCUGCACCUCAGUGAAGAUGUGGCCGGGGCCACGUUCAUGGCGGCAGGCAGUUCCGCCCCAGAGCUGUUCACAUCAGUCAUAGGCGUCUUCAUCACCAAGGGCGACGUGGGAGUAGGGACCAUCGUGGGCUCAGCAGUAUUCAAUAUCCUGUGUAUCAUCGGUGUCUGUGGGCUCUUCGCCGGGCAGGUGGUGGCUCUUUCCUCCUGGUGCCUGCUGAGGGAUUCCAUUUACUACACGCUGUCCGUGGUCGCACUCAUCGUGUUCAUUUACGAUGAACAAGUUUCCUGGUGGGAGUCUUUAGUCCUUGUGCUGAUGUAUCUUAUCUACAUUGUCAUUAUGAAAUAUAACGCUUGCAUACACCAGUGCUUCGAAAGGAGGACGAAAGGUGCUGGAAACAUGGUCAACGGCUUGGCCAACAAUGCUGAAAUUGACGACAGCAGCAACUGCGACGCCACCGUGGUGCUACUCAAGAAAGCCAAUUUCCAGCGCAAAGCGUCGGUGAUCAUGGUAGAUGAGCUGCUGUCAGCCUACCCACACCAGCUGUCUUUCUCUGAGGCUGGCCUUCGAAUCAUGAUCACCAGCCACUUUCCCCCCAAGACCCGACUCUCCAUGGCCAGUCGCAUGUUGAUCAAUGAGAGACAAAGACUGAUAAACAGCAGGGCUUACGCCAAUGGAGAAUCCGAGGUGGCCAUCAAAAUUCCAAUUAAGCACACCGUGGAGAACGGGACAGGGCCCAGCAAUGCCCCAGACAGAGGUGUGAACGGGACUCGGAGGGACGAUGUUGUUGCCGAGGCUGGCAACGAGACAGAGAAUGAGAAUGAGGACAAUGAGAACAAUGAGAAUGAUGAGGAGGAAGAGGAGGAUGAGGAGGAGGAUGAAGGACCGUACACACCAUUCGACCCCCCCUCUGGCAAACUGGAAACAGUGAAAUGGGCAUUCACCUGGCCACUGAGUUUUGUCUUAUACUUCACUGUACCCAACUGCAACAAGCCCCGCUGGGAGAAAUGGUUCAUGGUGACAUUCGCUUCCUCCACACUGUGGAUCGCAGCCUUCUCCUACGUGAUGGUGUGGAUGGUCACAAUCAUUGGGUACACGCUGGGAAUUCCUGACGUCAUCAUGGGGAUCACCUUCCUGGCUGCCGGAACCAGCGUGCCCGACUGCAUGGCCAGCCUCAUCGUGGCCAGACAAGGCAUGGGGGACAUGGCCGUGUCCAACUCCAUCGGGAGCAACGUGUUUGACAUCCUCAUCGGCCUCGGGCUCCCCUGGGCCCUGCAGACCCUGGCCGUGGAUUACGGAUCCUAUAUUCGGCUGAACAGCAGGGGACUGAUCUACUCCGUGGGCUUGCUCUUGGCCUCCGUCUUUGUCACGGUGUUCGGCGUGCACCUGAACAAGUGGCAGCUGGACAAGAAGCUUGGGUGCGGGUGCCUUUUCCUGUACGGCGUAUUCCUGUGCUUCUCCAUCAUGACGGAGUUCAACGUGUUCACCUUUGUGAACUUGCCCAUGUGCGGGGACCACUGACCCGCCGGCCGCCCGCCGAGGCUCGGUUCCUUCUUUUCUGUGCAAUACAAGACCUGGUCGCACCUCGAGUCACGCGGGCCCCCGGAGCCAGGGCGUCCGUCUCUCCUGCGCUGUUCACAGGCCUCCGCUCCUGCCUCGGUGGCCCAGGCUGUCCUCCCCUUCCUUUGCUCCCCGUCCUCCUUGGGUCCUACCUGCCACCCAGCCCCUCUCGCCCACCCCUUCCUUCCUCCUCCGUGUGAAGACUUCCGACAUCCACGUGAAUUUUCAAGCUCCAUUUUUGAACAGUGACUGAGAUUCUAGAAAAACUGGCUGCUAACUGGCCCAAGCCAGGCAAAACUUAUUAGAAUCCCUCCUCCUUUUUUAAGUUAUUGGAUGGAAGACUAACCUAAUUUAUGACCUGAGAUUGUCGAAGGAAUAGAGAGGCGAGGGUACGUUGAUUAUAGGGAGUGUUUGGGAUUUUGUUAUAUUUUGAGGUGAUUCCUAGGUUACUGGGUUUGGGGGGUUGUUUCAGUUUGGGGGGCUCCCCAUUUUAUUCCUUUUCUUCCAGAGAUCGAGAGCUUCUCUUGCAUCUUCUUUCACUGGGCUCUGGAUUAGUGGAUGAUCCACAGGUCGGCCCUGCCAUGUCUUAUGGGAUCGAAUCCCAGGCACUUCUCAGUAUGCAUGGAUGUAGUGCUUUAUAGAGGAACAGCAGGGCAAGGCCACUGGGAACAGCUGCGUGACAUUUGGUACCCAAGGAUGCCUCCCUAAAUUCCUGUAGGCAUGUAUAGGGGGCACAAGGUUUUCGAGGAAGAAGACAGCUUCCCACAUGUCCAUUAUGACCAUCACUUUCUCACUAGGUUCUCUCUAGUCUCUCAAGCAAUAGUUCCAGCCUGCCUGAAGCCUUUGGUGAGGGGCCUUGGUUAAACUCUCCAUCCGUGAGGGGGCAGGCGGUCAGCGGUGGAAGCUUCCCAACCUGUGAGUCCCUGAGAUAUGCUCGGGUUGCUUGGUAUUUGGGGUGACAGGGAGUGACCCAGAGGCCACUACUGCUUUUCGUGCAGGAGUUACAGACACUGGUUUUUUUGAAAAUGGAGAAAAGCGCAUUUUGCACAGACGUCGUCAAUAAAGUCCCGAUUUGCCGCUCGGUAUUGACUACACUGGACCCUGACAGCUGGCUCUUGGGCCUGCGUCCUUCCUCACGGGAUGCAACGCCACUGCCAAGCUGCCCCAGCUCCGCCCCUCCCCUCCUGGAGGGAUGGCAAGGGAAGGAGAAGACAAGAACUGACACCUUCGAAACGGCAGAACGUGUUCAAUGCAGACUCGCUCGGGGGCGUAAGUUAUCGUGAACCUCGCUGCCAAUCACUGCUCAGCAGCCCUGCCCGAUUUUGUAUGAAGCUGAAUUAUCAUGCAGACGAAUAAUUCCACCGAGUUGAGACCCACCCAUGCUUGUUACACUUGUAUUUAUUGAAACUGUGGAUUCUUGCCCGUGCUGCCCCUUGUAUUUACUUCAAGCACUGAUCACUUAUCAUUCAUUCGGUAUGGUUUUUCCCGUCCCUUGUACACGUUCUGGUAUGAAUUGUAAAAAUAACCUGCUACAAAUCAGUUGAAUGUUUCUGUCAAUGGUGCAAACCGAGGCCAGCGUUAGCCAACGGGGCACCUGCCCGACGGAGGAACGGGAGAGGAAAUCACCAAUUUGGGCUCUCAGAGCUAAGACACACUUAUUGAUUCUGUUGCACAUUUUGCACUGGUUUAUGGCGAUUGUUUUCUUGGACGGAUAGUGUAAAAUAAACUUCUCUGUUCUGUA